AUGGAUUAUCAGGUUCCCGCGGACCUAAAAAUCCUGGAGCAUGCUACUUUCGAUGGGACGGGGGAUCCCCGAGAACAUCUGGUAAGUUAUCAAGCUAAAAUGCAAGUCCUAGGGGUGGAAGAGCCACUUAUGUGCAAGGCUUUUCUCCCUACUCUCAAGGGACUCGCCCAAAAAUGGUUUCUGGCACUGCCAAGCCGUUCCAUUCGGUGCUUCAAUGAUUUGGCCGACCGAUUCCUUACUCACUACGCCGUAAACAUCAAGCCGCAGCGCAAUCUUACCCACCUGAGCGGGAUCAGUCAGGAUGAGGGAGAAGCUUUGAAAACAUAUCUGGCUCACUGGCAAAAGGAGGUACAAACCAUUGAGGGGUUAGAUGAGCAAGUGGCUAUCACCUUUUUCAUGGAUUCGCUCCGAGCGGGCAAAUUGUUUAUUGAUCUUCACAAUGAUCGCCCAAAGACGUAUGUGGAAGCUAUCCAAAGAGCCAGUCGUCAGGCACACACGGAAGAGGCUGUGAGACAAAAGCGGCAGCGAGAAGCUGCCGGGUCCAGCGCUAAGCGAUCACGACCUGAGUCCAGGAGUCGAACGGAACCUGAGCGCCCUAGUCGUACCGAGGUACGACGAGGAUCUGAAAGGGUGGGGGCUCCGCCCCCUCGCCUUACCGUAGCCCAACCCGUGCAUGAGGUUAAAGAUACCCUGCCUCCCCCUCCGCCUCUGAAACCUGGAGAUCAGCCCGAGAUCUUGCCCCCGGGAGGGGUCUCGUCGAAAUACUAUCAAUAUCACCGAUCGACUACACACACCACGGAGGAAUGUUCUUACCUGCGCAAAGAAAUAGAGGCAAUGAUACAAAAGGGUGUUCCGCCUCCACCUAAUCAAUGGAGGCGGUAUUCGCGUUCCGAUAAGACAGAUUCACGCUCUGAUCGAGGAAAACAACCCGCCUCUGAGGAAGAGGAGACUACUUGGAAGCACAAACCUGUUAUCAACAUGAUAGUAGGAGGACCGGAAGGAGGGGACUCAUCCGGCUCUUGGAAAGCUUGGGCUCGACAACUAUAUGUGGGAACCAUUUACGGUCGGGACGAUAGUCUAAAGAAGGUAUGUCGAGAACCCAUUUUGUUUAUUGAUGAUGACUUACCCCGAAGCCAACAUCUCCAUCGGGAUGCUUUGGUUAUUGCCAUGGACGUCCAUGGCACGGUAGUCCGAAGAGUCCUAGUGGACACAGGAAGUAGCGUGAACAUCUUGUAUCUAGAGGUGUUUGAGAGGUUGGGGUUACAACCUAACAAGCUAAAACCUUUGAAAACACCUUUGGCCGGUUUUACUGGGGAUUCAAUUGAGUCAGAGGGAUCCAUACGUUUACCGGUUGAAAUUGGGACCUUUCCCAACCUUCGAAGCAUAGACAUGGAGUUCGUGGUAGUCGACCUAUCCUGCUCCCAUAAUAUGAUCCUAGGGCGACCUGGAUUAGAAGAUCUGGGCGCUCUCAUCUCCCUCGAACAUCUUUGUCUGAAAUUCCGGACCCCCAAUGGAAUCGGAGUCGCCCGGUGCGACCAGAAGGUAGCUCGGGAUUGUUAUUUACAGUCCUGCCAAGAGAUUGGGAAAAAGGACCUGAGGAUUCACGCUAUCACUAGUCGGGAGGAACAGUUAAAGAGUCUUGACCGACCCGAGCCGGCGGUAGAACUAGAGGAAAUUGAAAUCGACCCUUCGCGCCCUGAAAGACGGGUAAAGAUCGGAGUGGGUUUGGCUGAGAAAGUCAAACAAGAAAUCAUCCAGGAACUACGAAAAUAUCAGAAGGUAUUUGCAUGGGGCCCUGAAGACAUGUCGGGAGUUGACCGGUCGGUCAUUUGCCAUCGACUGGCCGUCAACCCUAACCACAAACCGGUGAUUCAAAAGAAAAGAUACCUCUCGACGGAUCGACGUGAAUUCGUUAAGAAAGAGGUGGAAACCCUGAUGGCUACGCAGCAUAUCCGCGAGGUAAAGUACCCGGACUGGCUUGCCAACGUAGUGCUCAUGCCGAAGCCUCCCGCUUGGCGAAUGUGCGUGGAUUACACAGAUCUUAAUCAAGCUUACCCAAAAGAUCCUUUCCCUUUACCAAGGAUCGAUCAGUUAGUAGACGAGACGGCCGGCUGUGAUUUGUUGAGUUUCAUGGACGCCUUCCGAGGCUAUCAUCAAAUCUUCAUGCACCCCGCUGAUGAGGAGAAGACUGCUUUCAUUACUCCGAAUGGGGUAUACUGUUACCGGGUAAUGCCUUUUGGUUUAAAGAAUGCCGGGGCCACCUAUACCCGAAUGGUAGGACGAUUGUUCAGAGACUUGCUGGGGAAGUCCAUGGCAGCCUAUGUGGAUGACAUGCUUGUGAAAAGUAAAGACGAGAGAACCCAUGCAGGGGAUUUGGCAGCCACCUUUGCCAUAAUGGAAAAAUACAAUCUGCGAUUGAACCCAAAGAAGUGCGCCUUCGCGGUGCGAGGAGGAAAGUUCCUCGGUUAUAUGUGUUGGUCCCAAGGGGAUGGGACUCCGCCACUGCUAUCUACUCCAAAGGAAGGGGAAGUGUUAUUCCUUUAUCUGGCCGCUUCUCAAAAAGCUGUUAGUUCUGUGUUAAUCCGAGAGGAAGAGCGAGUACAACAUCCGGUCUAUUAUGUCAGUCGAGCUUUAAAAGCCUCAGAAAUUCGUUAUACCGCCUUGGAAAAGGUGGUGUACGCUCUGUGGGCCGUAGAGCUCACACAAUAUGGGAUUGAGUACCACCCUCGCCCCUCAGUGAAAGGUCAGGCCUUAGCCGAUUUUAUAGUAGAAUGCACCGCUCAGAGUCCUGAACCCAACGCCAAGGCCCCUGAGGAAGGGGAUUGGUGGGAAAUGCACGCUGAUGGAGCCGCCAGUCAGCACCAUUGCGGAGGUGGGAUCAUGUUGACGACUCCUAAAGGUUUCCGCUUAUACUAUUCAUUAACGUACGAGCUCAGAGUCUCGAAUAAUGAAGCCGAGUAUGAGGCCAUGAUCGGAGGAUUGCGGAUGGCCAAAGCCCUUAAAGUCCAGAGGAUCUGGAUAAAGACCGACUCCCGCUUAGUGGCCGGACAGGUAACCGGAACAUGUGAGGCGAAAAAUGAAAGACUCGGACGGUAUAAAAAAAUCAUUGAGGGACUUUUGGGUGAAUUUGAAGCUUAUGAGUUAGAGCACGUGCCCCGCGCUGAGAACACAAAGGCCGAUAUUCUGUCCAAAAUGGCCUUAGGAGGAAUACCGGAUAAUCUCAUCAGAAUCUGUCAGAAUGAACGAAUCUUGCUACCCAGCAUAGAACCAAAAGUCGUUCCAAAAGACGUUUGUAUCACUGAGGAACUGAACCCUGAGGAACAUCCAGAAGUAUUCUAG
Messenger RNA from Ipomoea triloba (trilobed morning glory), 3339 nucleotides. RefSeq lists its product as uncharacterized. Lineage: Eukaryota; Viridiplantae; Streptophyta; Magnoliopsida; Solanales; Convolvulaceae. Gene Ontology annotation, molecular function: nucleic acid binding; RNA-DNA hybrid ribonuclease activity. The transcript has 3 exons. The coding region runs from base 1 to 3339 and encodes 1112 amino acids. The record is from RefSeq and is a predicted model, not a curated record.